AUGGACAUUGCUUUUUUGAUGCCAUACCUAGUCCACUUUGUAGUUUUGUACGUGCCCGUUGGUGUCAUCUACUUGGUUUAUAAGUACAAAUCCAGGGCCGCCACCCCCAACCUUCCUCCAGGUAGAAAGGGUCUCCCAUACGUUGGCGAAACUUUGGAUUAUGUGCUGGGUUUGAGACGGGGAACUCCUGUGAAAUUCAUAAAUGACAGAAGAGCCAAAUAUUCAUCCGAUGUGUUCCGUACAUCAUUGCUCGGAGAGGACAUGGCUGUCUUUUGCGGUGCUGCUGGCAACAAGUUCCUCUUCUCUGGCCAAAACAAAUAUGUCACCGCCUGGUGGCCUCGUUCCAUGAAGAAGGCUUUGUUGGAUCCAUCCAGUGUUGAUAAUUCUUCGGAAGAAGAAUCCACUAUUCUUCGGACAUAUCUGCUUCCUUUUCUCAAGCCAGAGUCACUUCAACGUUACGUACCAGUAAUGGAUAUCAUGGCAAAGGAGCACCUAGACCAAUAUUGGUCCCCCUAUAAUCAAGUCCAAGUUUCCCCACUUUCCAAGAAGUACGGCUUCUCGCUCGCCUGUCGUCUAUUCAUGAGUGUUCAACAUAGGGAAGAGAUCGAAAAUUUUGCCAAGCCUUUCGCUUUUGCGACUGCUGGUCUCAUUUCCGUACCCAUUGAUCUUCCUGGAACAACAUUCAAUCGCGCCGUGAAAGCAGGCAAAGUGAUCCGCCGAGAGCUUUUAGCCUUUAUUACCAAGAAGAAAAACGAGCUGUUAAAGAAAGGAAUGCUGGCUGCUUCAGACAUAGUGGACUGCAUGCUGAUGGACGGUAUGACUGAGAUAGAGAUCGGCAACAAGAUUGUAGGCUUCUUUAUUGCAAGCCAUGACACAACAAGUACCGCAAUCACCUUCACCGUUAGCUAUCUUUCUGACUAUCCUGACGUAUAUAACAGGGUGUUGGAAGAACAAAAGGAUAUCUUACGGUCCAAAGGGCCUGGAGAACCAUUGGGAUGGGAAGAUAUUCAGAAGAUGAAGUACACGUGGUGCGUAGUAUGCGAAGCGAUGAGGCUGGCACCACCUGCUAAUGGAGCUUUUAGAGAGGCCAUCACCGACUUUACUUACGCAGGUUAUACGAUUCCAAAGGGAUGGAAGGCCUUCUGGACUGUCCAUUCAACAAACAAGAACCCCAAGUACUUCCCGGAUCCAGAGAAGUUUGAUCCUUCAAGGUUUGAAGGAAAUGGUCCCGCACCCUACACAUUUGUUCCAUUUGGUGGAGGUCCUCGUAUGUGCCCUGGGAAGGAGUAUGCCCGACUGGAAAUCCUCACUUUCAUACACAACCUGGUCACCAGAUUCAAAUGGGAGAAACUGAAUCCCAAUGAGAAGAUUUUCUAUAGUCCUUCACCCAUUCCAGAGGAUGGUCUUCCCAUUAAGCUCCAAGCCGCAUGA
Theobroma umbraticum is the source of this 1431-nucleotide messenger RNA. Lineage: Eukaryota; Viridiplantae; Streptophyta; Magnoliopsida; Malvales; Malvaceae. The record is from RefSeq and is a predicted model, not a curated record.